Messenger RNA from Oncorhynchus kisutch (coho salmon), 4910 nucleotides. It is a transcript of the gene pfkla, whose product is annotated as phosphofructokinase, liver a. The record is from RefSeq and is a predicted model, not a curated record. Bases 154 to 2490 code for a protein of 778 amino acids. Lineage: Eukaryota; Metazoa; Chordata; Actinopteri; Salmoniformes; Salmonidae. Gene Ontology annotation, cellular component: membrane; 6-phosphofructokinase complex; cytoplasm. Gene Ontology annotation, biological process: fructose 6-phosphate metabolic process; canonical glycolysis; fructose 1,6-bisphosphate metabolic process. Gene Ontology annotation, molecular function: fructose-6-phosphate binding; 6-phosphofructokinase activity; identical protein binding. The transcript has 22 exons.
GGGCGGAGUCAUUUCAACAGACGGUCAGCCAACACAAGGAAAGUCACCCACACUACUUGCUGCAUGAGCUCGUAACUUGUAUUUUAACGAGAAGAGUUAUUAUUUCACAGAAUUUCUCCAGUCGAGGUUGAUCCGUAUUCCACCGCUGCCAACAUGUCGGAUUUAGAGAGACUGAAGAUGACCGGCGCUGGGAAAGCUAUCGCCUUGUUGACAAGUGGCGGAGAUGCACAAGGAAUGAAUGCAGCUGUCCGCGCUGUGACCCGGAUGGGGAUAUUUGUUGGAGCCAAGAUGUAUCUCGUAUAUGAGGGCUACCAGGGUCUGGUGGAUGGAGGGGACAACAUCAAGCUGGCCCACUGGCAGAGUGUCACCAACAUCAUACAGCAGGGUGGCACGGUGAUCGGCAGUGCUCGCUGUAAGGUCUUCACCACGCGGGACGGUCGCCUGGCAGCAGCCUUUAACCUGGUGAAGAGAGGCAUCGCCAAUCUGUGUGUGUGUGGAGGAGACGGCAGCCUCACCGGCGCUAACAUCUUCAGGACCGAGUGGACUGGACUGCUGGCUGAACUGGUUCAGAAAGGCCGGAUCACCGACACCCUAGCGAAGCAGCAUGAUCACCUGAACAUCGUAGGGUUGGUUGGAUCUAUAGACAACGACUUCUGUGGGACAGACAUGACCAUAGGCGCUGACUCCGCCCUGCAUCGCAUCAUGGAGAUAGUGGACGCCAUCACUACCACCGCACAGAGCCACCAGCGUGCCUUUGUCCUGGAGGUCAUGGGACGUCACUGUGGGUAUCUAGCAUUGGUGUCUGCUCUGGCCUCCGGAGCAGACUGGCUCUUCAUCCCAGAGGCUCCACCAUUAGAGGGCUGGGAGGACCACAUGUGUGCCCGCCUGGAGCAUAGUCGCAGUAAGGGCUCCAGACUGAACAUAGUAAUCAUCGCUGAAGGGGCCAUCAACAGAGCUGGUGAACCGAUCUCUUCAAACUACGUCAAGGAUCUGGUAGUGAAGAGGCUGGGCUAUGACACCCGGGUGACAGUCCUAGGUCAUGUACAGCGAGGGGGAACACCCUCCGCCUUCGACCGGGUGCUGAGCAGUAAGGUGGGAGUGGAGGCUGUCGUCGCUCUGUUAGAGGCCACUCCAGAGACCCCAGCCUGUGUCAUCGGCCUGUCAGGAAACCAGGCUGUCCGCCUGCCUCUUGUGGAGUGUGUACAGAUGACUAAAGAGGUUCAGAAGGCCAUGAAUGAAAAGAGGUUUGAUGAAGCCAUCCAACUGAGAGGAAGGAGCUUCGAGAACAACUGGAACAUAUACAAACUGCUUGCCUUUCAGAAGCCUGCUGUUACCAAGAGCAACCACACGCUGGCGGUGCUGAAUGUGGGUGCUCCAGCAGCAGGGAUGAAUGCAGCGGUCCGGUCGGCUGUCAGAGUGGCGCUGGCCUACGGUCACAAGGUCUACUCUGUCAAUGACGGCUUCGAGGGGUUGGCCAAUGGAGCGGUGACAGAGAUCGAGUGGCACGGUGUGGCUGGAUGGACUGGCCAGGGUGGAUCUCUUCUGGGGACUAAACGAACCCUUCCUAGUACUUGCAUGCAGAAGAUCGUGGACACCAUCAACAAGCAUAAUAUCCAGGCUCUGCUGAUCGUUGGGGGAUUUGAGGCGUACGAGGGCGUGCUGGAGUUGUAUGAUGCUCGCGGUAGCUUUGACGAGUUGUGUAUCCCCAUGGUGGUGAUCCCUGCCACCAUCAGUAACAACGUACCCGGGACAGACUUCAGUCUGGGGGCAGACACGGCUGUCAACGCUGCCAUGGAGAGUUGUGAUAAGAUUAAGCAGUCGGCUACAGGGACCAAGAGAAGGGUGUUCGUAGUGGAAACUAUGGGAGGCUACUGUGGUUACCUGGCAACCUACGCCGGUAUCGCUGUGGGAGCAGACGCUGCUUACAUCUUUGAGGACCCCUUCAACCUCCAGGACCUAAAGACUAACGUGGAGCAUCUCGCAGAGAAGAUGAAGGAAGACAUCCAGAGGGGUCUGGUGCUGAGGAAUGAGAAGUGUCACCUUCACUACACCACUGAUUUCAUCCACAAGCUGUAUUCUGCCGAGGGGAAGGGCAUCUUCGACUGUAGGGUCAACGUGCUGGGGCACCUCCAGCAGGGAGGUGCACCAACACCCUUCGACAGAAACUGUGGCACCAAGCUGGGUGUGAAGGCUGUGCAGUGGCUCACUGAGAAGAUGAUCAACAACUUCAGACAAGGUCGUGUGUUCGUCAACGCCCCAGACACAGCGUCUGUCAUCGGCUUCAGUAAGAAGGUCCUGUCCUUCAUCCCUGUGACUGAACUUAAGGCACAGACUGACUUUGAGCACCGGAUGCCCAAGGUCCAGUGGUGGCAGAACCUGCAUCAGAUUCUGAAGAUGUUGGCCAAGCACCAGACCAGCUUCAGCGAGUACGUCCCUGGAGAGAUGGAACAUGUGACCCGACGCUCUCUCAGCAUCGACACUGGCUUCUAGAACACAUAUUAACCCUGGAAUGGAGACACCGGCUUCUAGAACACAUACUAACCCUGGACUGUAGACACCGGCUUCUAGAACACACACUAACCCUGGACUGUAGACACCGGCUUCUAGAACACACACUAACCCUGGACUGUAGGCACCGGCUUCUAGAACACAUACUAACCCUGGACUGUAGACACCGGCUUCUAGAACACAUACUAACCCUGGACUGUAGACACCGGCUUCUAGAACACAUACUAACCCUGGACUGUAGACACCGGCUUCUAGAACACAUACUAACCCUGGACUGUAGACACCGGCUUCUAGAACACAUACUAACCCUGGACUGUAGACACCGGCUUCUAGAACACACACUAACCCUGGACUGUAGACAUCGGCUUCUAGAACACAUACUAACCCUGGACUGUAGACACCGGCUUCUAGAACACAUACUAACCCUGGACUGUAGACACCGGCUUCUAGAACACAUACUAACCCUGGACUGUAGACACCGGCUUCUAGAACACACACUAACCCUGGACUGUAGACACCGGCUUCUAGAACACAUACUAACCCUGGACUGUAGACACCGGCUUCUAAGCACUGGGCUCCAACCCUGGAAUGUCACUCCCAACUUGUCUGUCUUCCCUGUUUAUCUAAAGAGGGGCCCUCAUAUCUGUACUGUGUCUGAGACUACCUAGACAUCAGGUCCUUAUAUCUGUAAUGUGUCUGAGACUACCUAGACAUCAGGUCCUUAUAUCUGUACUGUGUCUGAGACUACCUAGACAUCAGGUCCUUAUAUCUGUACUGUGUCUGAGACUAGCUAGACAUCAGGUCCUUAUAUCUGUACUGUGUCUGAGACUACCUAGACAUCAGGUCCUUAUAUCUGUACUGUGUCUGAGACUACCUAGACAUCAGGUCCUUAUAUCUGUACUGUGUCUGAGACUACCUAGACAUCAGGUCCUUAUAUCUGUACUGUGUCUGAGACUACCUAGACAUCAGGUCCUUAUAUCUGUACUGUGUCUGAGACUACCUAGACAUCAGGUCCUUAUAUCUGUACUGUGUCUGAGACUACCUAGACAUCAGGUCCUUAUAUCUGUACUGUGUCUGAGACUACCUAGACAUCAGGUCCUUAUAUCUGUACUGUGUCUGAGACUACCUAGACAUCAGGUCCUUAUAUCUGUACUGUGUCUGAGACUACCUAGACAUCAGGUCCUUAUAUCUGUACUGUGUCUGAGACUACCUAGACAUCAGGUCCUUAUAUCUGUACUGUGUCUGAGACUACCUAGACAUCAGGUCCUUAUAUCUGUACUGUGUCUGAGACUACCUAGACAUCAGGUCCUUAUAUCUGUACUGUGUCUGAGACUACCUAGACAUCAGGUCCUUAUAUCUGUACUGUGUCUGAGACUACCUAGACAUCAGGUCCUUAUAUCUGUAAUGUGUCUGAGACUACCUAGACAUCAGGUCCUUAUAUCUGUACUGUGUCUGAGACUACCUAGACAUCAGGUCCUUAUAUCUGUACUGUGUCUGAGACUACCUAGACAUCAGGUCCUUAUAUCUGUACUGUGUCUGAGACUACCUAGACAUCAGGUCCUUAUAUCUGUACUGUGUCUGAGACUACCUAGACAUCAGGUCCUUAUAUCUGUACUGUGUCUGAGACUACCUAGACAUCAGGCCCUUAUAUCUGUAAUGUGUCAGACUACCUAGACGUCAGGCCCAGGUCUAGUACACCAGAUGAAACUGCUAUUUGGUCUAUACUGGUCACUAGUCUAUACUGGAUUAAAGACUAUUCUGGUCACUAUUUGGUCUAUACUGGUUUAAAGGCUAUUCUGGUCGCUAGUCUAUACUGGUUUAAAGACUAUUCUGGUCACUAGUUGGUCUGUACUGGUUUAAAGACUAUUCUGGUCACUAGUUUGUCUGUACUGGUUUAAAGACUACUGGUCACUAGUCUAUACUGGUUUAAAGGCUAUUCUGGGCACUAGUUGGUCUGUACUGGUCACUUUGGUCUAUACUGGUUUAAAGACUAUACUGGUCACUAGUCUAUACUGGUUUAAAGGCUAUUCUGGUCACUAGUUGGUCUAUACUGGUUUAAAGGCUAAUCUGGUCACUAGUUGGUCUAUACUGGUUUAUUCUUUGCCAUUGUAAGGAAAAUGUUGUGGUUGUGUUGUGCGACAAUCCAUCUGUUUUGUCAUCUUGUGGGACCCUGUCAUGUGUGUGCCUUGUCAUGUGUGUGCCUACAUGUAAUCCUGAACAAAUCACUGACGCCUAUACAGUCAAUGUAGAACACUGGAAAUCAGCUAUUACUAUUCUGGAUGUGUCUGUCUGUACAAGAUGUUAGGAAUAGCAAUAGCCGCCAAAAUAGAAAUGUGAAUUAAUGUCAUUGUGAUUAAAGAUGCAAUAUAAAGUAACGUCAUAAAUAAAAACAUUUGAAAGUU